Messenger RNA from Wyeomyia smithii (pitcher-plant mosquito), 1077 nucleotides. Its product is annotated as protein D3-like. Bases 76 to 651 code for a protein of 191 amino acids. The transcript has 3 exons. The record is from RefSeq and is a predicted model, not a curated record. NCBI's taxonomy places the organism in Eukaryota, Metazoa, Arthropoda, Insecta, Diptera, Culicidae.
GGUUCUAGUGAUUAACACGAGAGACAAUGCAGUCUAACUUUACUUCUCAAGAGAACAGCAGGUACGGUCCAAGCGAUGCAAGCCGAUAUCAACCAAAUGUUCAUCGAACACGACAUUGUUCCGGUGCUGAUAGAUCGAGCUCCGCUUGUGUUUGCAAAGGUCGCAUAUCUAUCUAAGCGCUUAGUGGAUGCUGGAAAAGAGUUGACCCCGAGCGAAGUACGUAAUGAGCCCAAAGUCGAAUGGUGUGCUGAUCCAACAACGUUCUACACCCUAGUCAUGAUUGACGCUGAUUCACCGAGCAGAACAGAGCCAAUCAACAGAGAAUUCGCCCACUGGUUAAUUGGUAACAUUCCUGGAAAACAUGUGGAGCAGGGGGAGAUUCUUUUCGAGUACAUGCCCAUCUUCCCCAGAUCUGGAACCGGCUUCCAUAGGUACAUCUUCCUGCUAUACCAGCAGCACUGUCGUAAUGAUUAUUCCGAAGCACCUAAAGCCUCCCGAAAAAACCGAACACCGCGUGUUCUCUUUUCAACUCGGGAAUUCGCUCAACGAUAUAGUCUAGGACAUCCAAUCGCGGGGAACUUUUUCAUGGCGCAAUUCGACGACUACGUCCCAGUAAUACUAAGACAAUUCCCAGUGUCCAACGAUUUCUAGUACAAUUGUAGCAAAUUAGGUGAGCGAUGGAAACUUAGUACAGGUUAUCAACAAAUAGAUCUUUCUAUGGUAUGCGGGAUGAGUGUACUAAGAAAAAACAAAGAAACAUAUGAAGUAAGCUGAUAAUUACUUUCUAUGUUUGAAGCUGAUAGAGUGGUGCACUCUCUUUUUGUACUCUCUAGAUUACUGUUCUUAGCAAUGAGAAUAUUUACAAUUGUAUUGCAAUUGGAAAGAAGAAUCGUCCAGAAGCUUUUAAAAUAUUGUAAAUUAAUAAUUAUAAGAGUGACCAAGCUGAACAUUACAGCAUUUAUUCGAAAUACUUAUUCGAAUGCUGUUAGAAGUGGAAAAAGUGAGUAGAAGUGGGUAUUUCAUGCCAUGUAAUUCCAUUCCAUUCCAGAAAUAAAAUCUUAUGCACGCAAAUGAAAA